AUGUCACACCCCUAUUCAGACAACCUUUACUCGUACCCAGGCCUGGGCAACGACGAGGAUGUCGAGGAUGCUGCUGGUUCCCAACAUGACCGUGGGCAAACCCAAAAUGCAUUCAUGCCUAUCAACGACUUCGUCAAUAACACGUCGGAACCUUCGUUCAACUCUCCCUUUUCUGUUCCUCCGUUGGAGGAGGACCCGUCUCUCGACCCAUCAGGACCUUCAUUUAACUCUCCGUUUUCUCCUCCCGUCCUGGAAGAGGACCCGUCUAUCGACCCGUCAAUGACCGGCGAUAGCAAGGCGAGAGAGGCAGCUCGCUUGUCGGGACGCGACGAAGACAUCUACAACGCAGAUGUGGGAAACACAACGCAUCAAUCAUCUCGGGUAGAUGGCGGCUAUCCAUCUCUUCCCGUUUCCAGUUCGACAUAUGCCACGCCAUCGGCCCACUCACAACCGCACCAGGCCGCGUACUACCCGCACUUUCCAUCACAAGCUGCAUCAUCCUCAUCCCCAUAUAUAGCCCCGACGUCUGGUUCUCCCUACGCAGCCUAUCCUCGACACCAUCGUCUAUCAACAUCCGGUCACAGUUCUUCACCUUUCCUCUUUGAGGCUCCUCCCGCCUAUACUCCUUCGCCGACCUCGGCUUCGCCAACAAGCCCCCUGAACACCCACGCAGCAUCCUCAACAACCUAUCAGACCUUUGAUCAGGCAACGACACCAUCCUCUUCGACCUCGACCGACAGUAUGGGUCGUUCAGACGAGUCCACUGGCCUGCUGGGCCGUGGCGGCCCGGAAAGCAUGGGCGGCAACCACGGUGAUGGACCGGAGAACGUGAAGCCUACAAGGACCCAGCGAGUAAGUAAUUGCCUGCCCUCCAGGGAAACCAUCAGGAGGCUUCUGCUGUCGUUGAUUGUUACGGUCAUCCUGUGGAGUAUCAUUAGCCCUUCGUCCAAUUCCGGCAACAAUAACAAUCCAUCAAGCCCCUCUCGCCCCGGAAAUGGCGGCGGCAACGGACGAGGAGGAGAUUCUUCACCAUCACGACCGCCCGUCAUGCAAUACCCCGACAUUGACAACGAAGCCAACUGGUUCUCGCGCUACCGCUGCCGCGGCGGCCGCACCACCACUCGGCCGACCGAGACCUUCGAUGUCUCCUUCUCCUCCAGCAAGCACCUGACCAUCAACCAAGAGCGUUUUGAGGAAGACACGCACCACUACGACACGUACGUUUCAAUCCAAGGCGAAGUGAUCGUCCGUCGUUCCAGUAAAGACACCCCCGACCCAUCCAUCACCAUCGACGUCACCGCCAACGACGAGCGCAUCCUCUCCAAGAUCGAAACGCACUGGAACCCGAACGACCAGUCCCUCACCAUCAAGACGCCCGACGGCCUCAACACCGGCCAGCGUAACCUCCAGCUAUGUGCCACAGUCAAAGCCACCGUCUGGGUGCCCGAGGACGCGGAGCUCAAUUACCUCCAGAUCGCCACCAUCCACCUGGGCGUACAACUACUCGAUAACUUGUCCUUAACCGUCAAGACGCUUGCCCGGCUCGAUGCCAUAGCGGGUAACAUCAUCUCUGCUUCCUCGGGCGGCAAGAACAAGGACGUCGCCCUUGUCCAUAACCAAAGAGAGAAAACCCCGAGCCAACCGCGCGACACAUCCCCAGAUACCUACGCCUUCCACCCCCGCCGCCUAGAAGGCUGCACCACCUCCGGGCAAAUCUACGGCGUCUGGCCUUUGUUCGACUCGUUGAUCCUCAAGUCCACAUCAGGUGAUAUCAGAAUCGGCAUCGAACCGCACGACCCCUGGGACUCUGAUUCUUCUUCUGAAAAAGCAGAGCUAGCCAUCCGCUCCACCUCGGGCGCCGUGGACUUCCGCACACAUGGCGUCGCCGGCAAAUCGCCCUCGGUGCCAAACAGGAAUUACGUACUAGACGUGCACACGACCAGUGGUAACGUCCAUGGUCUUGCACCCUUUUCUUCCUCGGCAACAUGCCAUCUCCAGAACACCAGCGCUCCGCAACAUCCACAACCAACACACUUCCACCUCUGGCCAUUUUACCUCUACCUGCCCGUCUCAUGGGAGGGCGAGAUCGUCAUGAACACGCUUAGCGGCAAGUUGGGCGUCAGCGGGAAGGAUGUCAAGCUGAUUAAGAGCGGGGAGCAGUGGCCUGGUUUCAACAAGGAGAUAGUAGCUAGGAAGGGGGAUGUGGGAGGGGUUAAGGGGGAGGGAAGUCGGGUUAAGGUGGCGUUGACGAGUGGGAGUGGGGAGGUUAGGGUUGGGUAG
Molecule: messenger RNA, 2280 nt
Organism: Sordaria macrospora k-hell
Lineage: Eukaryota; Fungi; Ascomycota; Sordariomycetes; Sordariales; Sordariaceae
Source: RefSeq, a predicted model, not a curated record